AUGGGAAGGGAUCUUAUACGAGACAAGAAAAUUUUUUUCUGGUUACUCCCACUCACCCAGUGGUGCCGUAAAACGACUUUGGCAACUACGACCACCCCAUUCCUAAGGCGGCCAUAUGGCUUUUCCGAGUCUGCAGGUGAAGAAUGCCGUAUGGAGGAUUCUCUGUUACAGGCCGAUAUCCUGUUGUGGAAGAAGCGCUCUCGGGCCAGUCUUAGGAAGCAUUACAGUGUUCGAAAUUUGGCCGCUCGAGAGCUGUACGAUACAGAGAAAUCGUUCGUUGAAGGCCUAGAAUUCCUCAUUACGAAAUACAUGCGGCCUUUGCGACAACCACUAGAGUGUACGCUUAUCGAAUCCGGAUUGGCUGACAAGAUUUUCUACAAAGUUCCAGAAGUGUUGGCCCAUCAUCAG
Molecule: messenger RNA, 408 nt
Organism: Cooperia oncophora
Lineage: Eukaryota; Metazoa; Nematoda; Chromadorea; Rhabditida; Trichostrongylidae
Source: the annotation of a GenBank genome assembly